GCAACAUGGCAGCAGCCAUGGAAACUGAACAGCCGAGCCUUGAAAUCUUUGAAACUGCGGGCUGUGAGGAGCAGGUCCAGAGGGAGGAGCAGCCAAAACUGGAACCUUUCUACGUAGAGAGACAUUCCUGGAGCCAGCUUCGGAAACUGCUCACAGAUACGCGGAAGUAUCAUGGAUACAUGAUGGCAAAAGCUCCUCACGACUUCACGUUUGUGAAGAAAAAUGAUCCUGAAGGACCUCAUUCUGAUAGGAUCUACUAUCUGGCGAUGUCUGGGGAGAACAGGGAAAACACGCUUUUCUACUCUGAAAUUCCCAAAACCGUAAACAAAGCCGCCGUCCUGUUGCUUUCCUGGAAGCCUCUUUUGGAUCUUUUUCCGGCCGUCCUGGACUAUGGGAUGUACUCUCGUGAAGAGGAGUUGCUGCGGGAGAGGAAGCGAAUUGGCACCAUUGGGAUUGCCUCUUAUGAUUACCACCAAGAAAGCGGCACCUUUCUGUUUCAGGCAGGGAGCGGAAUUUAUCAUGUAAAAGAUGGAGGCCCUCACGGAUUCACUCAACAGCCUUUAAGACCCAUUCUGGUAGAGACCAGUUGUCCAAAUAUCCGGAUGGAUCCCAAGCUCUGUCCAUCUGAUCCGAAUUGGAUUGCUUUUAUCCAUAGCAAUGACAUCUGGAUAUCUAAUAUAGAAACUAGAGAAGAAAGGAGGCUGACAUUUGUGCACAAUGAACUGGCCAAUGUUGAGGAGGAUCCAAAAUCUGCUGGGGUGGCUACUUUUGUGCUGCAGGAGGAGUUUGACAGAUACACUGGCUACUGGUGGAGCCCAAAGGCACAGCCGAGUAAGUGUGGUGGAUCUAGGGUUCUUCGAAUUCUUUAUGAAGAAAAUGAUGAGUCAGAGGUGGAAAUUAUUCAUGUCACAUCGCCCAUGCUGGAGACAAGAAGAACAGAUUCCUUCCGGUACCCCAAAACUGGUACAGCAAAUCCAAAGGUCACUUUCAAGAUAUCUGAAGUGACAAUCAAUGCGGAAGGCAGAAUUGCAGAUGUUGUGGAUAAAGAGCUAGUUCAGCCGUUCGAGAUCCUCUUUGAAGGAGUAGAGUACAUUGCUAGAGCUGGGUGGACGCCAGAAGGAAAAUACAUCUGGUCCAUUUUACUGGAUCGCUCCCAAACUCGACUGCAGAUAGUCUUGAUCCCUCCUGCAUUAUUCAUCCCAACAGAAGAUGAUGCAAUGGAAAGACAGAAACUUAUCGAUGCUGUACCAGAUUCUGUUACACCUUUCAUUAUUUAUGAAGAAACAACAGACAUCUGGAUAAAUAUCCAUGAUAUCUUCUAUGUUUUCCCUCAAACCCAUGAAGAUGAGAUAGAGUUCAUUUUUGCCUCUGAGUGUAAAACAGGAUUCCGUCACCUAUACAAAGUCAUCUCAGUUUUGAAGGAGAGCAAGUAUAAGCGGUCAUGUGGAGGCCUCCCUGCUCCAAGUGACUUCAAGUGCCCCAUCAAAGAGGAGAUAGCGAUUACCAGCGGAGAAUGGGAAGUGCUUGGCAGACAUGGAUCCAAUAUCUAUGUUGAUGAAGCCAAAAAACUGGUGUACUUUCAAGGCACAAAAGACUCACCUUUAGAGCAUCACUUGUACGUUGUUAACUAUAAGAAUCCUGGAGAAGUGAAGCGGCUGACAGAACGUGGUUACUCUCACGCCUGCUGUGUCAGCCAGGAUUGUGACAUGUUCAUCAGCAAGUACAGUAAUCAGAAGAACCCGCACUGUGUGUCGCUUUACCGGCUGACAGGACCUGAAGAUGAUGCAGCAGCUCACAGGACAAAGGAAUUCUGGGCUACCAUUUUAGAUUCAGCAGGCCCUCUUCCUGAUUACAUUCCCCCAGAAGUGUUCUCCUUCGAGAGCUCCACGGGGUUUACGCUCUAUGGGAUGAUGUACAAACCUCACAAUCUGCAACCUGGAAAGAAGUACCCCACUGUGCUCUUCAUCUAUGGAGGUCCUCAGGUACAGCUAGUGAACAAUCGGUUUAAAGGAAUCAAGUAUUUCCGUUUGAACACUUUGGCCUCUUUAGGCUACGUUGUUGUUGUCAUUGACAACAGGGGGUCCUGCCACCGAGGGCUGAAGUUUGAAGGAGCAUUUAAAUACAAAAUGGGACAAAUAGAAAUUGAUGACCAAGUGGAAGGGCUGCAGUAUUUAGCAUCCCAGUAUGACUUCAUUGAUUUGGACCGUGUUGGCAUUCAUGGCUGGUCCUACGGAGGCUACCUCUCUCUAAUGGCUUUAAUGCAGAGGUCAGAUAUCUUCAGGGUUGCCAUUGCCGGAGCACCCGUCACGCUGUGGAUUUUCUACGACACUGGUUACACAGAGCGCUACAUGGGCCACCCGGAUCACAACGAGCAGGGGUAUUACCUAGGUUCCGUGGCCAUGCAGGCUGAGAAGUUUCCUUCUGAACCGAACCGUUUGCUGCUGCUGCAUGGGUUCUUGGAUGAGAAUGUUCACUUUGCACACACUAGUAUUUUACUCAGCUUUUUAGUGAGAGCUGGGAAACCCUAUGACUUACAGAUCUACCCUCAGGAGAGACACAGUAUAAGGGUACCCGAGUCGGGAGAGCACUAUGAACUCCAUCUACUGUAUUACCUGCAAGAGAAUCUGGGCUCUCGUAUUGCUGCCCUGAAGGCAAUGUGACUGACCUCUGCAGAACUCUGCUCCACUGGCUGCUUUACCGAACGAGGAGAUGUAAGAGACUAGAGAAAAUAGGAUGGGACAUUGCAUUUUGGUGCCUGCCACAUGUACACACACGUACACACACACACACAGAGACACUUUUUUAAAAGUAAAUUUGGUGCCAUACAGGAAAUUGAAGUACGGUGACCUAAUAACUUUAAAGCUUGGGGUGUAAAUAAAAUCAAAUGUCUGUGGU
Messenger RNA from Opisthocomus hoazin, 2895 nucleotides. NCBI's taxonomy places the organism in Eukaryota, Metazoa, Chordata, Aves, Opisthocomiformes, Opisthocomidae. The record is from RefSeq and is a predicted model, not a curated record.